Messenger RNA from Benincasa hispida (wax gourd), 1690 nucleotides. RefSeq names its product geraniol 8-hydroxylase-like. NCBI's taxonomy places the organism in Eukaryota, Viridiplantae, Streptophyta, Magnoliopsida, Cucurbitales, Cucurbitaceae. Gene Ontology annotation, molecular function: iron ion binding; oxidoreductase activity, acting on paired donors, with incorporation or reduction of molecular oxygen; monooxygenase activity. The record is from RefSeq and is a predicted model, not a curated record.
UCCUCGAAUCGAUUUAAAAGGAAGAAGGAGGAAACAAAAUGUAGUGAGAGAUGGAUUUCUUCUGGAUCUGCAUUCUUCUACUUCCCUUAGCAUGGCUCUUCAUGAUUUCGAAAACAAUGACCAAAACCAUCCCCAAGCUUCCCCCCGGCCCAAAGCCUUUGCCGCUCAUCGGCAAUCUUCUAGCUCUCGGCAACCCUCCCCACAAAUCUCUAUCCAAUCUCGCCAAAUCCUACGGCCCAAUCAUGACCUUAAAACUCGGCCAAAUCACCACCGUCGUCAUCUCCUCCUCCGCCAUGGCCAAACAAGUCCUCCAAACCCACGACCAGUUUUUGUCCUGCAGAACCGUCCCUGACUCCAUGACCACUCACAACCACGAGCUUUUCGGCCUCCCAUGGAUUCCCAUUUCACCUCUCUGGCGAAACCUCCGACGAAUUUGCAACACCCAGUUGUUCGCCGCCCGGAUUCUCGACGCCAACGAGAGUCUCCGCCGAGCCAGAGCGGCGGAGCUGGUGAAGGAGAUUUCGAGAUGUGCGAUGAAAGGUGAAGCAGUGGAUUUUGGGGAAGUGGGAUUUGUGACUUCGUUGAGUUUGCUUUCGAAUACGAUUUUUUCGGUGGAUUUUGUGGACCCAAAUUCGAAAAUUGGGAGAGAGUUUAAAGUUGCUGUAAGAGGGAUUAUGGAAGAAGCUGCGAGGCCGAAUUUUGGAGAUUAUUUUCCUUUGCUGAAGAAAUUUGAUUUUCAAGGGAUAAAGAAGAGACAGUGUGUUUAUUUUGAUAAGAUUUUUUAUGUGUUGGAGCAGAUGAUUGAGGAACGACUUGAUCAGCAGAAGAAAAGUUGUGGUUCUAAUAAUCAUAGCCAUGAUUUUUUGCAUUAUCUUCUCGACCUUGACAAUGCAAACAGCGAUAUCAAAAUGGGGAAAACUGAGUUCAAACACUUAUUAUUGGUAUUAUUUGUUGCUGGGAUAGAUACAAGUUCUGCAGCACUGCAAUGGGCAAUGGCAGAACUACUUAAAAACCCACAAAAGCUAUCAAAAGCUCAAGAAGAAAUCCGAAGAGUAAUUGGAAAAGGGAACCCAAUUGAAGAAUCAGACAUUUCAAAGCUACGUUAUUUACAAGCAAUAAUUAAAGAAACUUUCAGAUACCAUCCCCCUGCCCCUUUUCUACUGCCUCGUAAAGCCAUACAAGACGUUGAAAUUUCAGGCUUCACAAUCCCAAAGGGCGCUCAACUGCUCGUAAAUUUAUGGGCUAUGGGUAGAGAUUCGAACGUAUGGAAGAACCCAGAAAUGUUCGAGCCAGAGAGGUUCUUAGAGAUGGAAAUUGAUGUUAAAGGCAGAGAUUUUGAGCUGAUUCCGUUCGGCGCCGGACGGAGGAUUUGCCCUGGAUUGCCAUUGGCAAUGAGAAUGCUGCCUUUGAUGUUGGGUUCGGUUAUUCAUUUCUUUGAUUGGAAGCUUGAAGAUGGUCUUCAACCUGAAGAUGUGAAUAUGGAUGAAAAGCUUGGACUCACUGUUGAAAUGGCUACUCCUUUGAGAGCCUUCCCGCUUCUUGUUUAAUUAUAGAUUUUCAUACAAAAACUGCUUUCACCUACCAAGCCAAGUGUUUCUAUUUCAUGGAUGUCGACGUGAAUGUCAAUGGUCUUUUUAUGGAGAUGGUGAUUUCUAGAAAUAUUAUAAAUAAAAAAAAAAUUCUAGAGAAA